UUCCAGAAAUGGCUCAAAUUUGGCAAACUGGUGUUCUGUUAUUGUGUGCUGUUGCCUUGAGUGCAGCUGGAAUUUUGAUAUGGAAGAAGAAAAAAAGAACCUAUCUGAGAGUGGGAAAGGUUGCUAAAAUACUGUUUUAUCCUAUCAAGUCCAUGAACGGGAUUGAAGUAACGCAAGGAAAAUGCACUGAAAAAGGACUGGAAGUCAGUGGUCUUCUAGAUAGGUCUUUCAUGUUAAUAGCAGGUGAUGGAAGUUUUCUUUCUAAUGCAAAAGCUCCUCGUAUUGCUUUGCUGCGUCCACCUCAGAUCCUUGGAAAGUACCUGAUUGUCUCAAAACCUUCCGGUGAUGAUUUAAAAAUUGAAAUAAAAGACUCUCCGGCUCCAGAAGAUAAAAUUAUUGAAUGUCGAAUGAGUUCAGAUUCUGUUAAAGGGGUAGACUGCGGAGAUGAAGCAGCGGCAUGGUUUCAAGAAUACCUGGAGAUUCCUGAUGUUCGUCUAGUCCGUUAUUUUCUGUCCCUGCCUCCAAAAAAAUAUGUGGGGAAAAAUUCUUUCCGAGCUCAAUUGACCAAAAAUAAUCCUAUUGGAUUACAAGCUAAGAGUGCGAUUCAUUUGGUAUCUCAAGCCUCUAUCGAUGACCUGAAUUCCAGAUUAGACGAGGAUAAUAAAGUCUCAGUUAUCAAUUUCAGGCCCAACAUUUUAGUCGAAGAAUGUGGUGCUUUUGACGAAGAUUCUUGGAAAUACAUGAAGUUUGAAAGAGGAAUAGAAAUGCUGAACUGCUCACUUAAUCCCAGGUGCCUUCAAACCACAGUCAAACCUGAUGUUGGAGUGUUAACCAGUAAAGAACCUUUGAUCACCUUAGGAAAGUAUAGGAUUCCGAAGGAUAAGGGAAUGCGGGAGAAAACAGGGCCUCGGCCUUGUCUUGGAACACUUUGCAUUGUUUUUAAAUCUGGAGACAUUCAUUUAAAUGAUGAUGUUUUUGCUGUGGUUGAUGAAAAACCGAAGAUGAAUUAAUAACAAAAAAUCACAAUAAUUUUCUUUGAAACGCUAUGAGGUAUCACAUGGUACCUUGUGUAAUAUCCGCUGUUAUGUGUUUUGCCAACCAUGAUAUAUCAGGAAGAAAUAUAAGGAAAGGAUAAUUGACCCAUGUGAUCUCCCCAAAAGUAUUCCUGUUUUUCAUUUUUAGUCAUUCAAAAAAUGGGUACUUAUGUAUUAUCCCGUCGACCAUGAAAAUUAGCUAGCAUCGAACCAUAAAAGUUAUUGAAAAUCCCGCAGAAGUUGUGUCAAGUGUGCGUGCAGGAUGAGCAUCACUUCUGUCCGCAAUUCUUACAAUAAAAUAUUCGUCAGUCUGUCUGCGUAAUCCACCAAACAGUUCCUGCUGCGAUUCUCACAGUAAAGCAAUAAUUCCUACAAUAAAAUAUUCUUUAGACUUUU
This is a messenger RNA of Stegodyphus dumicola, 1430 nucleotides long. RefSeq names its product mitochondrial amidoxime reducing component 2-like. NCBI's taxonomy places the organism in Eukaryota, Metazoa, Arthropoda, Arachnida, Araneae, Eresidae. Gene Ontology annotation, molecular function: molybdenum ion binding; molybdopterin cofactor binding; pyridoxal phosphate binding. Gene Ontology annotation, cellular component: mitochondrial inner membrane. The record is from RefSeq and is a predicted model, not a curated record. Gene Ontology annotation, biological process: nitrate metabolic process.